CGAAAACAGAGAUCCUAAUUUAAUCACCAUUAACAACAAAUAUCGAUUAAUGAACGGAUGGGAAACACUUUGCGUGAAUUCGCCUCCCCACGAGACGUCACAGUCUGCUGCGCAGUGCGCAGCCCUACAAAUCGCACUGCCUCAAAGCUCCAUUGUCGUCAUCCAUCGCUUGUCCCUGUCCUCUUUCCCAACCGCCUCAAUUACAGCGGAUUUAAUAUAGCAGUCGAGGUGGAUGACUCGUCGCUCGCCUACUCCCAUAAUCAAUUGCUGAAGCUCUAAGAGAAAACCGGAGAGAGGACUGAAAUCAGAUUAGGGCGCUUCUUCUGCUAUUUCGGCAGAUAAUUGAUUCAAUCCUUUGAUGAUAUUGACAAAUCCAGUAAUGGAUAUUGAAGGCCGGAAUCCCAAUUUCCCUCUAAAGGAAUCGUGGUGGACGGUGCUGUCCCUUGCUUACCAGAGCUUGGGCGUCGUGUACGGCGAUUUAAGUACGUCGCCUCUGUACGUGUACACGAGCACUUUCGCGGAGGACAUUCAGCAUUCCGAAACGAAUGAGGAAAUCUUCGGAGUUCUGUCGUUCGUUUUCUGGACACUUACCAUGAUACCUCUUGUCAAGUAUGUGUUCAUCGUGCUUAGAGCCGACGACAAUGGCGAGGGGGGCACUUUCGCCCUCUACUCGCUGCUCUGCCGACACGCCCGUGUCAGUACGCUGCCUAACGGCCAGCUAGCCGACGAGGACUUGUACGAGUACAACAAGGAGGUGAUUGCUUCGUCGGGGAGCAAGGGCCUUGGAAUGAGGCUGAGAUUAGUUCUGGAAAAGCACAAGGUGCUGCAGAGGAUAUUGCUCACCUUGGCGUUGAUCGGGACUUGUAUGGUGAUCGGAGAUGGAGUCCUUACCCCUGCCAUUUCAGUGUUUUCUGCGGUGUCGGGAUUGGAGUUUGUUGUCUCGAAGCAUCAUCAUGAAUAUAUAGAAGUCCCUGUUGCCUGUGUAAUACUGGUGCUCCUAUUUUAUUUGCAGCAUUACGGGACCCACCGGAUCGGGUUUCUUUUUGCGCCCAUAGUGGUGGCAUGGCUGUUCUGCAUCAGUGCCAUUGGACUCUACAACAUCAUCCAUUGGAAUCCUCAUGUCUAUCAGGCGCUAUCUCCUUAUUACAUGUUUAAAUUCUUGAAGAAGACGCAGCGUCGAGGCUGGAUGUCCCUUGGUGGUAUAUUGUUGUGCAUAACUGGCUCGGAGGCCAUGUUCGCCGAUCUUGGGCACUUCUCACAGCUAUCCAUCAAGAUUGCUUUUACCUUCGUUGUCUAUCCUUCCUUAAUCCUUGCUUACAUGGGACAAGCUGCAUAUCUUUCCAAGCAUCACAUAAUCGACAGCGGCUACCAUAUUGGAUUCUAUGUCUCGGUGCCUGACAAGCUACGAUGGCCGGUUCUUGCAAUUGCCAUCCUUGCCGCAGUGGUUGGAAGCCAAGCCAUCAUAACCGGGACUUUCUCCAUCAUCAAGCAAUGUUGCGCUCUGGGCUGCUUUCCUCGGGUCAAAAUAAUACACACGUCUUCUGAAACGAGCGGCAGGAUCUACAUCCCCGAGAUCAACUGGACCCUAAUGCUGCUUUGUUUGGCUGUUACAAUCGGCUUUCGCAACACCAAACACAUUAGCAAUGCAUCCGGUCUUGCAGUCAUAACCGUUAUGUUGGUGACGACAUGGCUCAUGUCGCUCGUCAUCGUCCUAUGCUGGAACCGGAGCGUUGUUCUCGCCGUUUGCUUCCUAUUCUUCUUCGGGUCGAUCGAAGCUCUCUACUUCUCAGCUUCCCUCAUCAAAUUCCUCGAGGGCGCCUGGGUCCCCGUCGCCCUAUCCUUCAUCUUCCUCCUCAUAAUGUUCGUGUGGCACUACGGUACUCUCAAGAAGUACGAGUUCGACGUGCAGAACAAAGUCUCCCUCAACUGGCUCCUCAGCCUCGGCACGAACCUCGGGAUCGUCCGUGUCCGCGGUAUCGGCCUGAUCCACACCGAGCUCGUCUCCGGCAUCCCAGCCGUGCUCUCCCACUUCAUAACCAACCUCCCGGCAUUCCAUCAAGUCCUCGUCCUCUUCUGCAUCAAGUAUGUCCCCGUCCCCCACGUCCGGCCCGACGAAAGAUUCCUCGUCGGGAGGAUCGGUCCAAAGGAGUACCGUGUGUACCGCUGCAUAGCCCGGUACGGAUACCGCGACGCUGUGCUCGACGACAUUCAGUUCGAGAAAGAGCUCGUCUGCAGCAUCGCCGAAUUCAUCCGGUCGGAGGGCUCCCGGCGCAGCAGCAGCUCGGACAGCAACGAGAAGAUGGCCGUCAUCGGAACGCACGGCGGCGGCGGAAUCAUGACGGCGGCGGAGGCGGUGGCGCCGAGGAAGAGAGUGAGGUUCUUGGUGGCGGAAGGGGAGGAGGAGGGGCAGGAUCUGCUGAGGGAAAAGAGGGAGGAGCUGCAGGAACUGAUGGAGGCGAGGGAAGCUGGGAUGGCGUUUGUGUUGGGGCAUUGCUACGUGAAGGCAAAAGCGGGUUCGGGUUUUAUAAAGAAAGUCGUGAUUAAUGUAGGAUACGACUUUCUCAGGAGGAACUCACGUGCGCCGCAGACGUACGCCUACAGCUUCCCGAUGGCGUCCACUUUGGAAGUGGGAAUGGUGUACCAUGUUUGAAAUUAAAAGAGUCGCGUUUUUAUUUUUGUAGCUAAAAGCGUGUUUUUGCUGUGUGGAUUAUCGAUGUAUAUGUAUAUUUGGCUUCACGACUAUUUAUGUGUAAAGUAAGAGAGAUGCUGCCUCACCUAAACCAUGCACAUUUGCUAUGUAUAUUAUUUAAACGAAAUAACAAUGGUUUCUGUUAAAACAGAAGUUUUAAAGGAUUUGAAUUUUAUAUAAGUUUACAAAUAAUAAAAUUAAUAUUUGCGAUCAUAUUUUGUGAAAAGA
Molecule: messenger RNA, 2917 nt
Organism: Andrographis paniculata
Lineage: Eukaryota; Viridiplantae; Streptophyta; Magnoliopsida; Lamiales; Acanthaceae
Product: potassium transporter 8-like
Exons: 9
Coding region: 359-2650 (763 amino acids)
Biological process (GO): potassium ion transmembrane transport
Cellular component (GO): membrane
Molecular function (GO): potassium ion transmembrane transporter activity
Source: RefSeq, a predicted model, not a curated record